AUGGUGGUACCAGUAGUAAAUAGUGCCUCAGCGCCUCAACAAAUCACCGGCAACAAUUUGCAAUUGACUUACCAAAAAAAUACUACAACUACAACAAUAAUCGGCAACAACAAUUCGAUUACAAUAGUGCAAAAUUUGGGAUUGUUACAAUUAAUCGGCAAUAAUAAUUCAAUCACAAUAGUGUCCAAUUGUUCCAGAGUCAAACUAGUUGGAAAUAAUUGUUCAGUUAACAUAACAAAGUGUCAAGGUAUUGUUGAGUAUAUUGGCAACAAUGGGACUGUUGUCAUUAAGGGAGAAAUAAGAGCAGACAGUGUUAGUUAUACUGGCAAUAAUGGUACUUUGAUUGGCAAUAGGAAGAAAUCCAGAUGUCAAGUCAACGAAGCAGUUUUGGUGAAAAAUAAUCGCCAAAUGAAGAAGAUUCCUUUGAAAUUUGACAUCGAUUUGAAUGGUUUGUUUCCUGUGGCUUUAGUUACAAAUUAA
Molecule: messenger RNA, 480 nt
Organism: Ceutorhynchus assimilis (cabbage seed weevil)
Lineage: Eukaryota; Metazoa; Arthropoda; Insecta; Coleoptera; Curculionidae
Source: the annotation of a GenBank genome assembly